Anopheles moucheti is the source of this 11966-nucleotide messenger RNA. RefSeq names its product serine/threonine-protein kinase Smg1 (gene nonC). The transcript has 8 exons. Gene Ontology annotation, biological process: TOR signaling; nuclear-transcribed mRNA catabolic process, nonsense-mediated decay; phosphorylation. The record is from RefSeq and is a predicted model, not a curated record. The coding region runs from base 1387 to 11250 and encodes 3287 amino acids. Gene Ontology annotation, cellular component: TORC1 complex; TORC2 complex; nucleus. NCBI's taxonomy places the organism in Eukaryota, Metazoa, Arthropoda, Insecta, Diptera, Culicidae. Gene Ontology annotation, molecular function: protein binding; protein serine/threonine kinase activity.
CACUCCGACGGGAAGUUUCCGUCCAAUCCUCGUUCGAAAGACCAAGUCGUGUAAGGUGGUGAAAAACGUGUGGCAUUCAAGCCAACAAUCAGGAAGGGUCAAUAAAAUUAGGAUCGAACUAUCGGUUCGAGAGAACCAUACAUCCUAAAUGCAUAUUUUCGACCCUUUUUAUAUAAUAAAUUAAAAAUAUAUUUGUAAAAUAAAACAUAUAUACAUACAUAACACCAGAAAGAAGUUUUUUGAAAAACUCGGGCAAUAGCAGCAUUCUGGAAGAACAUAACAGUGAGAGAGGCGAAUGUAGCUGCCCAGCUCAAAGUCUCUAUAAAAAUAACAAACUACAACAACAUAACAGUGAGUAUAAUAAAGGCAAAUAUUAUACUGCGUUGAUAUCUACUUACUCAAGAGGAAACACCUCGCUUUCGCAGUCUAUGUUUAGUAUUCCAGUAAGAAGAGCUGUAAUGAGAUAAAGAAUACAAUUAGAUUGGUUGACUAGAUAAAGAAUACAAAGAUUCAAUCGUUAAUCGUUCUAGGAAGUUACCGAAUGUGCAGCAAUGCAUCCACAAAGCAAAGAACGCUUCCGAAAGGUUUUGUACCAUUUCUUCUUAGUCAUGAUGCCGCCGACGAUGAACAUAUAUUUAUCACCUAGCAGUAUAUUCAAUCCUUGAAAUGAGUAAGUCAAAACUGUAGUUAACAAAACAGCUGUGUAUGCUAUACGUUUGGUUCCGGCGGCACUGGAAUAUACGACACCUUACGAGUUAUUGCAACGCGUGUAUCAAACUCGCAUCAAAACAAUCCACUGUCAGGAGUUGUUUACAUUUUUUUGACAUUUUCCCAGAGUCGGCAAAGCAUGCAUUGCGAUGUGAAGUGACUAUACUGGCCCUAUCCUAUACUGACACUUGUUUACGUUUAGCUGUGUAGCUGCACUGUUUCACGGAGUUGUUAAAUUAGUUUCGACACUAAAAAAUUAUAGCUUGUUUGCCGUCCCAAACAUUAGCAUUGCCGCAUGGCAUGAAAUGCUUGAACAUCGCCACCACAUUCGAUUACCAAGGAAUAAAUAGCAAAUUGUGACCGCGUCGUCCGGCGGGUACGCCGGCUCCGAUCUCGUACGGCUGGACGCUUGCCAGGCUGUUGGACGAACAAUUUUGUGACCAGAAAACCAGAAGCGGCCAAGACAUAAACUGCUCAUUCUUGUGGGUGGCCAUUGAGAUACGGUCAUUUUGAGUUACAACUGACUACGAAAGUUUAACAGUUGAAAGCUCUCAAACAGAUGUAUUUCGGCAUAUACAUAUUCUAGCUCGAAGUGAACAGGAACAUCAUUGCAGAUUAUCCAUGUCAAUGAGGUAGAAAAUCUUUAUCCGUAAGGGCCGACAUGUCGCAGGAUAGACCAUGGGAGGCAAAACAGACACAAAAACGUCAAGGGUUUCGCGCCGUAAUAAAAAGAAGCCAACGGAGCAUCAACGGCAAACCAAACCGAACCGUAUAUCACCGGGCGAAAACCAUGACUCCGACCAGCAAUCGUUGGGCACGGCGGGAACUCCAACCGGUGGUAAACGUUACCAGAGCACACGAACUCAAGCGGCAUCCCAGCGGCGAGACCGUGCUCGUAAGCUGGCGACGGAAACGGAUCGUACCGGGUUGGAUGCGCGAGGUUCGUCGCCUCACGAGGUAGCGAACAUACCGGCGGAUAUGCGCAUCUCGAAAUUGUUGCGGCGGUUGAUGGUUGAGACCAAUCCAGAAGUGUUCCUAAAGGUGUGUGAUCGGCUGGAGCUGGUAAUACUGGACCCAUCGAAUGCAACCUACGUUCGCAAAUCGUUCGACAUCCUCGCAAACACGAUAAACUCUAUAUUGGAGAAUGGACUCCGUGAUUAUCAGGAUCGAGUUGCGCAGUUGUUUGGCAUGAUGCUGUAUGUGUUACUAUGCAAUUCGACCGACACCUCCAUUCUGCGUAGCUGGAUCGGUCGCUACCUUAACCAGACCAAAACGAUCCGCCGUUCGGCACUCAUUGCACUUAGGCAGGCGAUCAUACUGGACCGAGAAGGCCAAAAGCCCGACAGUGUAAUUAAUUGGUUGCUGGGAGUUUUGCAGGAGAUCCUGGAAACUACCGAUGUGCUGGAGGUGUUUGUGCUGGUAACAGAUGUUAUGGUAGAACUAGCGGAAGGCUAUCCGAGAGCAUUUGCCCCGCACUUUAGCGACAUCGUUGACAUUGUCGUCGGCUGGCAGUUGGAAAAUACACAAUCGACAAAAGUGAAGCUACAUUGCGCACGGGUAUUGCUGGCGUUUCAGCAGUACUGGUACGAAAAACGUGAUGUUACGUUCAAUCUGCUCGAACAGUUCAGCGAAGACAUCGAUGGGCUAUGCGGUGACGUCGACUAUAACGACCAACGGCAACGAGACGAUGCGAACCGUCUGUUCGGUGCACUGUUGACCGCAUUCAAUAGCGUGUUGAAGUGUUUGGCUGAUUCAACGACCACACACACAGCGGAUGCUUUUGUGCUCCAAGAGGAUGAGCUGACGCGGUUUGACUGUUGCAGUAUCACCAUUAUGGAGAUUGUGUUUCGCCUGUUGGAUGCACAGCCUACCGGUUUAGUGGUUGCCUCUAUAUGUGAGUUCACCAUGCUGAAGCUAACAUUACAUUCGCCAACUACCGAGGAGGAUUUAGAUCGUCUGAUCCGGAAGUUGAUACUGUACAUCGAUGCUUAUAGCGACGAGCAGGUCGGCGCUCUGCUACAUCUGCUAUUCCACUACAUCGUUGCAGAAGGAGCCGACGUACAGCAGCGCCGUGUACGGACGUUACUGCCGUUGCUAUUCCAGGAAGGAUCGUUAUAUGCGUUACGCUACCGCCAAAAUCGAACGGUUCAACGGGUGUUGUUACUGCUGUGCCAUCACAUAUUAACGCUUAAACACGUGGAGAUACUCCAGACCGCCUACAAUUGCAUUCUGACCGAUAUCGACGAUGCGCUAGGGAAACUGCGAGCAAUUGGAAGCCGGACGCUGUCGAAUGCGAAUAUCCUGCGAUUGCAGUACCGUAUACAGUUUAGUUUACUGCUCUUUUCCCCGCUUGCUAUGGCGCGGAAUUCCAUCUUUAUCACGUGGACCCUCAAGGAUGAACCGGUGCUGCACGUACUGCUGGAGCGUUUAGCACCGACCGAUGGUCGACUGUGGGAUCAGCGUGUCCAUGCGCACCUGCACUAUGCUGUACUGCUUACCGCUUAUCAUCACUGCAGCGCAAACAAUCACUUCAUCUCGUCCAGCAGUUUGCUACAACCGGCACGGCCGUACGGUAUGGUGGAUCGUUUUCGGCGUGGCAGCCGCGCUGAAUCGUCGGACGGUGAUGGGGACGCACCACCGGAAAGCCCUACGGCCGAUCACUUUGGGCUAGUGUUGCGAUUCCUCGGUACAAUCCUUGGACAGUGGCGAAGCGUUCGUCCGUCGAACAGAUACGAACCACGCAGAACGAAUCUGUUGCUGCUGCUGCUCGAUUGGAGUUUGGCGAUUGUAACGCAAACCACCCGUUACCAUGACGUAUUGCACGACUGUGAUGAUUUCAAUCAAUUGCUGGUACACGUUGGGACGGUUGCCGUCGAGGAGGGCAGCGAGAGCGAAACGAUCGGGUUACGGUGUGCUGAUUGUCUGGAUGCCGCCUGUCAGUACACGAGCCUGCACGUGUCCGCCUACCAAGCGAUUGCCGAAGCGUGCUGUGUUCAGCUUUGUUCGGUGUACGGUAGCUUGCGGACACGGUACACCGUCCUCUUCUCGAAGUUACCGUUGCGCCACUCGCUGCGCCAGGUGAACGAAUUCACCGGUGUGAAUAGACGACGAUGGGAGCAGAUUGGAGAGCUGAAAAACGGCCUUUACCAGGGCGGUGGUGGUUAUGGGUUGCAGCAUUCCGCCACCCUGCGCAUGGCAGAUCUCCGUAGCCUGUUCAACCGGAUCACAUUCAGCCGCGAUGGGGCGGGUUAUGCUGGUGGGUUUCUGCAUGAACUGCUUACCCGUUCGUUCGAUCAACCGUCCCGGUACGGUGAAAUGGCACUCAGGGACCUGCGCUGUCUGAUACCGUGGGCCCAGUGGGAGGCGGCCCAACUUUGCGUCAACCACAAGCUGCGCACCCCGUUCGGCAAACCCCAGGGCACCUUUUUGCGCAUCGAGUCGAUCGUGAAGCAGUGUGCCCGUAUAUUAGCGCUGACGGAUAAAUUUCACGUCCGUGAUAUUGGGACGUCCAUCGUGAACCAAAGGCACGCCCGCAUACUGCUCGGGUUUCUCGAAGCGCUCGAAAAGUCCAUCUACAAUGCUGCCGAAGGUACGGCGUACGCGUUGCCAGCACCGGAAAAACCGGCGCGUACAUUUUUCCGCGUCAACCAGCAGACGUGUGCGGAAUGGUUUACGCGCAUCCGCACCGCGGUCGAUCUGGUCGCGCUACACUGCAUGGAGCCGGAGAUGGUGAUCCGAUAUUCGGAGGCCGUUCUGCGAGAGCUGGUCGCCGCCGGUAAGACAGCCGAUCCGAUCUUCGAACACAUGCUGAUGUCGUUGGUGUGGGCGCUGGUAAGGAACUGGGAGUCGGAUGCACUGUACGGUGUGUACGUAUGGAGCAAACGGCUGACAGGUCGCAAAUACUCCUGGAUACGAAUGGCAGCGGAGGAAGCGUCCGGUCAUCGCGAGACGGCAGCGAGCGGAUUUCGUAGUAUAUUGGCCGAUCCCGGUAGCGUUGGGAUGGACCGACACAUACGCGACUUUAUCGUGGAUCAAACGAUACUGUCACUGCUAUUUACCGGUGAUUAUCGGCAGCUGUACGAGUUUCUGCUCGCGGAAGAAAGCAGCGGUUCGCCACGGGCUACCAUCCCACUGAUAACGGUGACGGCAGCCCAGAUCCGUUCGAUCAUACGGUACGAGGAAACGCACGACGUAAGCGUUAUCGAUAUUAGCCAGUGGGAGCUGGUGGACGUUGGGAACAACAUCCCGAAUGAUUUCUCUUGCCACAAGAUGAUCUGUGCGGUAGAGAACAGUCUGUCCGGCAUUAUACUGCAGGACCAGAUAGAGCAGCGUGAGCGUAUGAUCGAUGCGAGCACGGAGCUGAUCCAGUGCUACCUGCAGGAGUGUCUGUUGACGCGCUGCCGCGAGUACCUGUUCCAGCUGACCAUCACCAACCAUAUCCUGUACAAGAUUGCACAGCGCAUACGGGCACCGGACGCCACUGCCGGCACGUUUGAUGGUGGCGGUGCGGGACUUGGGUCACUGAAUGUAGAGAAAUUCUAUGGCACGCUCACGCUGAUGCGGCUUCUGGCGUGGUCCGAGUUUCUGCUAGCGCAUGCAAGCGUCGGUUACGAGGGCAAGCAGCAGAACAUCGAUCUCCGCCUUGAUAUGGUAUCGAGUGGGCGCAAGGAGAAAAAUUACGCACUCAGCAGACGGGAGUUGGAGAAGUACUACCACAAGUCGAACUUGGUUGCACGGUUGGAAGAUUUCGUGGAUGGUGGUGGGGCGGAUCGGCCGCAGCAACGAAUCACACUCGAACAGGUAGCGGCUGCACUCACCAGGUACGGUCCAUCGCCACCGAACGGGCUAUGGGAUGAGAACCUGUCCCGGGCCGUGUACGAGCAUUGCAAGUGGCUGUACUGUCAAACGGGUAAGCGGUUGGAGGCGAUGGACUUUGCUGCCUGUGCGGCGGUCGCCAUCGACGGUGUGCUGCAGCGGCGCCGAGCCGAGCAGGAAGGCAAACGGACGGCCCAGCUGUCGGAACGGGUCGCACGCUUUCUGCUCACCAUCAGCGACUGGAUGGCGAGCGAGACUGGUGAACCGUCGUCGGCUAAUGAGCUGGCAAGUGUAAAGCGGUUGGGCCAUCAGCUACCAUCGAUCGAUGUGAAACCGCUAGCGUCGCAGCAUGAUGGGAUCUUUGGCCCGUCGGAUCGGUUGAUCGGUACGAUGCUGAAGGGUGCGGUGGAUCGUUGCCCACCGCUGGCGAAAGCAUGGUUCGCACUGGGAUCGUGGCUGUACCGGUGGGGCAAGCGCAUCGUGGAGCACAGUGCGGCCGAUGGGUCGAGUGCGCGCAUCAGCGUGGACCAGGUGGUAGCGAUACUGGGUGGACCGAACGUUACGCUGGACGAUUGCGAGCGUAUCGUGGAGAUACUGAACGAACACGAGCCGGCCCGCAUCGUGGUCGGUGUUGAUGGUGACCGUGAUACGGACGAUGCGGACGAACUAGAGCUCGACAGUUCAGCAACGAUCGGAUCGAUCGGGUUGCUAGAUGCAUUGCAUCGUGCCAUGCCCGGUUUGGAAAGCACCGUACCGCCGGAACGUCUGCACGCGAUUAUCGACAUAUGGCGCAGUAAUCAUCGAGCCGUGUACGGUUACUACGAGGCGGCGGCUGAAGCGUACUUUCGCUUUCUGCAACUAUCCACCGGAAGGAACGAUACCACGUCCGAGGGUGUUGAUAGUGAACGGGCCCGAUCGGUCACGGUGACGCUGCGGUUGCUCCGCUUGAUCGUGAAGCAUGCGCUCGGGCUGAAGGAGGUGCUGGAGGAGGGUUUGGCCACGACACCGAGUGAACCGUGGCGCGUUAUCACACCGCAGCUGUUUUCGCGCCUCGCCCAUCACGAACCGUACGUGCGGCGGCGCGUAUCGGAGUUACUUUGCCGCGUUGCCAAGGACGCACCACACUUGAUCAUCUUCCCGGCCGUGGUCGGUUCGGUGCAGGAGGAACCGGGCCAGCUAACCGUGGUGGAUGUCCUGCGGGACGGUGUCGAGGAGGUAUCAAGCAGAAUUAAUGACACCACCGAACCGGUGCCGCCACCCGCUGCCGGUGCAUCAGGAUUGGGUUCCUGCUUCAACGCACUGCUGGACAUUCUGUCGUGCGAAAUUCCAGACACGGUCAAGCAGGUGCAAACGCUCGUGCACGAACUGCGCCGAAUUUCCCUGCUGUGGGAAGAGCUUUGGGUGGUGUCGCUGCACCAGAUCUACGCCGACUACACCAAGCGCAUACCGAUGUUCGAGGGCGAGUACGGGCGACUGUACGCGUCCGGUCAGCUCACCAACCAGCGGAGCGCACUGCUUGCGGAAAAGCAUCGGCUACUGCUGCGCCCGUUGCUGUUCGUGCUGGAGCAGCUGUACGGCAUCACCUCGCGGAAAGCGGAAACCAGUCACGAGCGCCAUUUCCAAACGCGCUACCAUCGGUACAUCCGCCACAUGCUCGCGAAGUUACGCGAACCGGCCGACUUUAGCCGACCGAUCGAGGGUUGGAAUCGGUUCCGGACGCUCUACACGCAGCUGCAGCAGCGCAGCCAGAAACGCUUCUCGCUCUUUCUGCGCCUCGGCGAUGUUAGCCCGAAUCUGUUGCGGUUAUCCAACACGGCCAUUGCAAUGCCCGGUAUCGACACAACGCUCGCCGGCAGCCGACAGCCGAUCCUGAUACGCUCGGUAGACAACAACAUACAAAUUUUGCCAACAAAAACGCGACCGAAGAAGCUAACGUUCUGCGGUAACGAUGGACGUCGGUUCGGUUAUCUGUCGAAGGGAUUGGAGGAUCUGCACCUAGACGAACGCAUCAUGCAGUUUUUGUCGAUAGCGAACCUCAUGAUGACCAAAUCAAUCGAUUGUAACGGUAACGUGACGCAUUACCGUGCGGAACACUACUCGGUCAUACCGCUCGGCCCACGCUCGGGGCUUAUUACCUGGGUCGACAACACCGUACCAAUAUUCUCGCUGUACAAAAAAUGGCAACAGCGCGAAGCGUUGCAGAAGAAAGAAUCGAAGAGUAGCCGUGGUGCCGCACUACGCCCAUCGGAGCUGUUCUACAACAAACUUACACCGUUGCUGCAAAGCCACGGCCUGAAAGCUAAUGCGAGUCGGCGAGAAUGGCCAUUGCCGGUGUUGAAGCAGGUGUUGGCUGAGCUGCAGCAGGAAACACCGCGCGACCUGCUAGCCAAAGAGCUAUGGUGCCACAGUGCAACGGCAUCCAGCUGGCGACAGGUCGUCCGCAGCUAUUCGCUAUCGCUUGCCGUCAUGAGCGUGAUCGGCUACAUCAUCGGGUUGGGCGAUCGACACCUGGACAAUGUGCUGGUGAAGCUGGCAACCGGGGAGAUCGUGCACAUCGACUACAACGUCUGUUUCGAGAAGGGUAAAACGCUGCGAGUGCCGGAAAAAGUACCGUUCCGGAUGACGCCCAACUUGGAGGAGGCCUUGGGCUUAACCGGCAUCGAAGGUACCUUCCGGUUGGCGUGUGAGCACGUGCUGAAGUCGCUUAAGAAAGGUAGGGAAACGUUGCUCACAUUGCUGGAAGCGUUCGUGUACGAUCCGCUGGUUGAUUGGGCGAUUGGUGAAGAGAUCGGUAGCGGAUUACCGAUGACGGCCACCGACAUUACCGUCUCUACCGCAGCCGCAGCCUCUAACGCACCCGGUGGCGGAGCGUCGCGUUACAUCAGCCAGGCGAAGAAGCAGCUGGAUCGUGAAGUUACACGCGACACGCUUGCGGUGCGUUUUGCCGAAUGUCGCCACGACUGGUACCAGAACCGGAGCGAUUUGCUGCAACAUCUCAUCUGCCUGCAGAAGUAUCUGCGUAAUCUGUGCGAGGUGCGGAACGAGCUGGCGGAGUCGGAACGGUUGCGCACGUCACUGUCGCAGCAAUCGCAGCUGAUCGGCGAGGUGGAGUACCUCGACACAGCAUUCAGCAGUCACCCGUUGGCGAGCCUGGCACAUAGACUGAGUGCGCGGGCACGCCUGCAGGAGGUGUAUGCCGGCCAGCGAGAGCAUCUCAUCCAGCAGGCGGAGUUGUACACGCACCAGCUAGAGGAGUACGAGCAGUAUCGCAAAGCAAUCGACGGUGAGCAACUGAACCGCUUAAAGUAUGCGCUCACCGACGUACCUGAGCUUAUCCAGCCGGACGACGAUACGCAACAACUGUUGGUGGCCUUCCUGCCUAAGGACGACCCAGGAUACGUACAAUACACCUUCGCUCGCACGGAGCUCAGUGAAUUGCAGCGACGUGCCGCUCCGAUUGCGGCAAACAUCUUCAACCUGCUCGAGCAGUACGGCGAACGGCUGCCAAACGUCGCGAAUGAUAAUCAUCCACUGCAUCACUACGCCACUUGGUAUAGGCAGCUUACCGAAGGUAGUCUAGAACCGGCGGUGGCCCUCGAACGAGCACAACAGAUUGUACGCGAACAGGAGAAGAUGCCAAAUCUUGACUUACAGCCCAAGGACGCAGCGGAUGAACACCAAACAAAAGAGAUCCUUGCAGAUCUGCGGAGCAUUAUGGUGCUGAAUCGUGCCUUGAUAGAUGCGGAGCGUACUACCGUGGAUGGAAUGAUGGUGCAGGUGCAGAUGAUGUCACACCUAACCAACCACCUGCUGGAAGAAUGCGUCAGCCAAUGUGUUAUCGCCGGUAAUGCACUGGACUGUUUGCGUCGUACAGCGACAGAGUACCAGUCUUUGCAGCGGUUUUAUGAGCUGUUGAUACCGUUACUAAAUCGAUGUCAGAACGAAACAACAAAUGAUCGUGAGCUGCAGCUGAAUGAACAGUUCGAGCAGCUAGUGCUGAACGUAGAACAGUGCCUACGACAAGGCCAAAUGGACGACGCAAUUAUAAGCGAAGCAGUUGACAUGUCUCGCAUGUUAGUGGACAGCUGGACAGAGCUAAUGGUAGAAGAGGAUAUGACCGGCGAUGUAGCUUCAGCGUUCGACGAACUACUCAAGACAACAAGCGUACCCUGGCUGGAAAUGUGUCAGCUGACACUGACUAGUCAAAGUAACACUAUCAAUCAGCUUGACGAAACAAUGCUACUGAGCAUCUGGCACUACAACCAUCCCAAACGUGCUACAAAUCAAAUAUCCGUGCUUAGCGAAAGUCUUAUAGAAGCAGCAAAACUGCAAACGAUGUACGAGUUGCGAAAUGGAGCACUACCCCAUCAAAGUCAGCACGACGAUACAAUCAUCUUCACCUCGGUAGAUCGCUUCAUUCAACGGUUUAUUCGGCUGCGUUUGGCAGGGCGUGGACCGUUGUCGGUAAUUUGUGCGAUGCACGAUGCAGGGCCGAACAUAUCCGCGCGAAAUCAUAGCUUAGACAACACCACCAAUGCGCUGUGGAUGCAGAACUUGUCCGAUGCGGUUCAAUCGCUCGUAUCGAUACCGCCGCUUCUGUUGGCAGCGCUAGAGGAACUGAAGCGCCACACGGAAGCACUGCGCAAUCGUUUAGCGUGGGCAUCGGCCGCCCAUCCGCCACUUUGCCCACUGGAACUUCCGGUUGCUUUCGAGCGGAACAGUUCACACAACAUCGAUAGCAGCAGUAGCUGGAUAGGGUCGCUAGAGAACAUUCUCGGCUACGGGCAGGCGGUACUGCGCUAUGAAAGUACAAGCCGGUUCGACGAUCCGACACUCGCGGAUGAAUUUAGCAAGCUGAUGGAACGAUGGCAAAAGACUCUUACCGGAUAUACGUUGCGCGGUGCAUCGUUUGUCUCACCGACGGAGGAAGCGCUGGUGGAGUUGCUCGAUCCGGAAGGUUCCAUCGAUCCGACGUGGAUCAGCAACGUGAGGGCGCUGAUCGAUGACAUGACCGACCAGGUGCUGACGAACAUUGCGCGCCUGGAGCAGGAUGAGCGUACGCUGCAUACGGCACUGCAUGCCGCCGCCAAGCGACUGCUAACGCUCGAGCACACGCACGAUGAUAUUGUCGGUGACAUUCGGUCGCUGUUGCGCACGCAACUGCGCAUCGGCGGUUCGUCGGCGUUGCGCGACUAUCUUCAGCGCUAUCGACGCUUUCUCGAUCUGUUGCAGAAUGUGCCCGAGGUGGUAGUAGCGAUCGUAACCCCGUCCAAUGAUGUAUUCGAUGCAACCGCACCGGCCUAUACGAUUGACGAUGCCGUUGAGAUGGUGGACGAAUUGCUUACUCUAAUUAACAACGUUUUCGAGCAGCUGUUCCAGUUCGACGAACCACCGGAUGAUGCGGAACAGGACGAAGGGGGAGACAAUGGGGAAGGCGAGGAAGAUGAUGACGAUGCGAUCUGCACCGACGGUGCCUCUUCCUCCGUCCAUAUACAUGAUUCUGCUCCACCUGAAAAAAAAGAACAGAAACAGAAGGAGCAAAAAGAGCAAAAGCGUAACGCUUACGCUGUGUCGGUUUGGCGUCGCAUUCGCAUGAAAUUGGAAGGGCGCGAUCCGGACCCGGAACGGCGCAGUGGCAUCUCCGACCAGGUGAUCUGGAUGAUCGAUGAAGCUAUGGACCCGAGUAAUCUUGCCGUGCUUUACGAAGGCUGGACACCAUGGGUUUAAGAAAAAAAAACAACGCUACGACAUAAAAAAAAACGUUACGUUUGUUACGUUACGUUUAAUUCGUUGUUGCUAGUUGGAUGGAGACGCCCGGUUGGUCAUAGAUUGUGUCACUCUCACAUGUGACUGUUACUACAUUUGUUUAACUCUUCUAUGAAUUUAGUUUUUCAUCUUAUAAUUAUGCUUAUAAUUUGCUGUUGAGUUUGAUUGCACCUUCUACGCUAUGAAGAUACGAUUUAGUGAAAAACAAAUACUAAAUUCAUAUCGUGUUGAUGAAAGUUUUAGCGUAACGGAAAAAAACACCAUCCAGCGAUUGUGUUGGCACGCAAAACAGUUUUUAUAAUUCGGAAAAGGGAUAAGUUAACUGCUAAGCAAAAAGUAAACCAACAGAUUUAUUCUGUUUACGCUAUAAGACGAACCCUGUCGAAGGAACUACAUAGGAGAAAUAGGCUAGUUUGAACAUAGUAACCAAGCAAUCCGGUUCGUAGUUAAGUAAGGUUAGAUUAAAUAUGUUCAUUUUUAAGUUGCUCUGAUUUGCGAGUAUAUUAUCGGAAAUGUGUAAAUUGUAUAGUUGUAUUGCGUGAGUGUGUUUGCGUGAAUUGUAUGAAUGCUAGUUUUUGUGCUAUCGUGCACUCAAACCUAUUGUUUUUCAUUUCGUCGUUCAUUAUUUACCAAUGUAAGGAUAAAUAGUGUACAGUAAAUAAAUUAAAACUUUGAGC